Austrofundulus limnaeus is the source of this 4099-nucleotide messenger RNA. RefSeq names its product kinesin-like protein KIFC3. The coding region runs from base 645 to 3404 and encodes 919 amino acids. NCBI's taxonomy places the organism in Eukaryota, Metazoa, Chordata, Actinopteri, Cyprinodontiformes, Rivulidae. The transcript has 21 exons. Gene Ontology annotation, biological process: microtubule-based movement. Gene Ontology annotation, cellular component: microtubule cytoskeleton. The record is from RefSeq and is a predicted model, not a curated record. Gene Ontology annotation, molecular function: ATP binding; microtubule binding; microtubule motor activity.
UGAAAACAAACGAACUGUUGUCCCUGCUUGCUAAUGUUUGCUCAAAGUUUAGCCUCGUACUUUUAAUAUUUUCAUGAACGACUCAGUGACCGGGAGUCAGAUAUGUGAAGCAGCUUUAACACCAGACAUAAAAAGGAAUAAUUUAAACUCUCUGACGCUGUUAGGGUCGGUGUUGGGCAGCAGGUUAGCCGGGGUUGUGCCUCCAGUCAUCGGGAUCCAUGGCGGUCUGUGCAGCAGAGUGGGUCACAACUUGUUCUAACAUCAUCUUGUCCGCCACGGCACUGCGGUCUGCCUAUAAACUUUUCAAGGUUUUCCCUGAAAAGCAAAAAAAAGCCCUCCUUGUUGACCUCUAACACAGGCCGACAGCAUCAGCACCAACUUCAUCGCCACCUCCUUCUCUGWGUCCGCAUCUGUAAUCACUGCAGCGCACUGAGCAUGCUCUGUCUGAUGGAGCACAGCGGGGAGGGAGGGGGAGGAGGAGGCUUUUUUUUUUGUUGCAGCUCUGAGAACAAGCGCUGAAAACGAUGGAGCCCGACGGAGGAACCGGAGAGGCUGGAGUCAGGGACCGCCGCCGGCAGAACGGAGGACGUGUUUGAAAAGGCGAUCGGUGGAUUUAGUCGUCAUUCCCAGGGGACGGCGUGGAGAUGUACGCCUUCUAUUCUCUUUUAGUCUACAUCUUCUACACUGUGUUUAAGAAGGAGGAGGAGGAGGAGGGAGCAUGUGGAGCUUUCCCAGACGAGACAGGACCCGUUUCCAUGGAAACAGGGAGCAGGAGGAGAGGUGACCACGCCCCCAAAGCGGGGGGAAAGGCCCGCGCUCGGUUCAGUGAAUCAAGCAGCAGCAGUGAUGGUGAGGAACCGAGCGAUGAAGAUGAGGACGAUGCACCGGACGUCCCUGCUCGUACCCCCCUGGCCGCCUUUUUGUCUUUCAGACAAGAAGCUGAGAGGAGUAGAGCCUCACAAGUUCACCAGGAAACAACAGGGAAACUGCCAGACUCCCCCCUGGUGGCAGUCAUGUCCCACUUGCUGACCUUUCUGGAGCAGUACUCCCACUUCCAGCAGCUGCAGCAGCAGGCCGACCAGUACCGGGUCCAGCUGAAGAGGCACCGCGUGCAGCACCGCCGGCAGAUGAAGGCGCUGCGGGCCUCCUACCGACGGCGCCUCCGAGACAAGAACAGCAUCAUCAGCGACCUGGAGGAGGCCGUCAGCCAGCAGCAGAGCCCCGGCCCGCCGACGGAGGGUGAGUGCAGCAGCGACGCAGGGACACCAGCUGGGGUUCACCGGCUGGUGGAGUCUCUGUACGGCCUGCAGGGGGAGAGGAGUAAACUGAGGGGAGAGCUCCGUCUGCUGCACUCCCAACUGGAGCAGAAAGAAAAAGACAGACACGCCCGGAUACAAGCUUUCCAACAGCAGAUUGAUGAGCUGAAAAGCUGCAUAGAGGAGAGAGAGGAGGAGCUGUCCCGACUGAGAACAGCCACCGGGGCCACGGACUCGGAGAAGCGCGUUCUCUGUCUCUCCGCUGAAAACGAGAGUCUGAAGCAGAGCCUGGGCGUCACGCAGGGCCUCCUGCAGCAGCUCUCCGCCCUCCCGUCGCAGUCCGGCACCGCACUCGUCAAGGAGAACGAGACCCUCCGCGGCAGAGUGCAGCAUCUGGAGCUGUCCCUGCAGCAGCGCGCCGAGCAGCUUUCACAGCUGCAGCAGAGGAGCGAGCAGACCGAGUGGAGGAGAGGGGAGCAGCUGAGGAAGCAAGAGGACAGGAUGCGGGAGCUGCAGCUGGAGCUGGACAGAGAGCGAGGCAAGGAGCCCGCCGUGAAGUACGUCACACAGACUGUGGAAGUGGAAUCUGCUGUCACGGUCAAGCAGCUGACCAAAGCCAGGCAGAGGAACGAGGUGUUGUCUGAGAGGCUGUCCAAUCAGAGCGAGCGCUGCAAACAGCUGGAGGAGCAGAUCAGGAGGUCGGAUGAGCACAGCUGUAAUCUGCAGCACAAGAUAGCAGCGUACGAGCGAGAGAUCGGCAAACUGAGGGAGGAGCUGCUCAAGGAGAUCAGCCACCUGGAGGAGAGGAAGGAGGAGGCGGUGAAGGCGGCGGCAAGCUGCUCAGCCGAACACUUCCAGAACCUGCAGGACCAAUUCUUCAGCAUGCAGAAGCGUCUGACGGCGCUCCCCCCCACCUUACGCUCCAUGAAGACCGACUACGCCAGUCUGAGGAGCCAGGUCCGAAACUUCUCUGAGUUUUACGGAGCCGCGAUCAAUGAAGCCAAAAAACAGAUCUCAGCAGCUCUUAAUGAGAUGUCCGAGGCCAACAAGGAUCUUCUGGAGAAGUACAGGAAGGAGGUGGCGCUGCGCAGGAAGUACCACGAGCAGCUGGUGGAGCUGAAAGGCAACAUUCGUGUGCUUUGUCGCGUGAAACCCGUGCUGAAGGAGGACCAGCACGAGGACGGCCAGUCCGUCGCAGUGACCACGGAUCCCAACAACGAGUCGUCUGUUACGGUGCUGAGCAAAGGCAAGAGUCGCAUCUUUGAGCUGGACAAAGUCUUCCACCCACAGGCCAAACAGGAAGAGGUGUUUCAGGAGAUCGAACCUCUUGUGACGUCCUGCAUCGAUGGUUAUCAUGUCUGCAUAUUUGCAUACGGACAAACGGGGUCAGGAAAAACCUACACCAUGGAGGGCAGUGUGGAAAACCCCGGCAUUAACCAGCGAGCUCUGAAGCAUCUGUUCAGUGAGAUCGAGGAGAGGAAGGACAUGUGGUCGUACACGGUGACAGUCAGCUCUGUGGAGAUCUACAACGAGGUGCUGAGAGACCUUCUGAGUAAAGACGGGGAGAAACUGGACAUAAAGAUCCACCCCGAUGGAACGGGACACCUGCAUGUUCCUGGCCUCAGAGUUAUAGAAGUUAAAAGCUUUCAGCACAUCAAGAAGAUUUUGGCCACAGCUCGAAGGAACAGGAUCACCUUUGGGACUCAGAUGAACCAGCACAGCUCGCGCUCCCAUGCUCUGCUGUGCAUCACCGUUCAGGGUACUGACCUCGCCACCGGCUCCAAAACCACAGGGAAGCUGAACCUGGUGGACUUGGCGGGCUCAGAGAGGGUCUGGAAGUCCGGAGCAGAGGGAGACAGGCUGAAGGAGGCCCAGAACAUCAACCGCUCCCUGCUGGCGCUGGGCGACGUCAUCCAGGCUCUCCGGGCUCGGCAGACCCACAUCCCCUUCAGGAACUCUCGCCUCACAUACUUGUUGCAGGACUCUCUGGGCAAAGGCAGCAAGACCGUCAUGGUGGUGCAGGUGUCUGCUCUGGACAGUAACGUGGGCGAGACGCUGUGCUCUCUGAAGUUUGCUCAGAGGGUUUGCAAGGUGGAGCUGGGUCCUGCAGCCAGGAAGAUAGAAUCCGGCGGAGGACAGUGUGACUGAAAAUCAUCAAGAAGAUGGAUUCUUCUACAGCGAAGAUAACGACAAGGUCAGCUGCAAUCCUGACCAAGGGCUAAAAACAGAACCUCUUCACCAUCAGAACCCUUUAUCAACAAUCUGCAUGUUGCAGUAUUUAUUCUUCCACUCCGAGUGUCAACACAACUUCUGACACCGUUUGAUGCUUCCUCCAAUCACAGUCAGAUUCAUUUAACAGGAGAGCUUCUCACAUCCUCAGAGAUCAUCAGCACUUUAGUUCAUGCAGUAUUCUAUUAAUGUCUGUUGUUAGUGAGCCUCCCUGCCUGUGUGACGUGCAUUUAGAGGUCGUAGUUGUAUCUGUGCUGCAUAAUUCUGUAGUUCUCGUCAUGUUAGGCAGCCGUGGCUGAAUGCUCAGUUUCUCUUGAGUCUUUUGAGGACAGACCGGAUGUAAGGAACUGUGCAGAGGGUUGGUCCUUUGUAGACUAAAGAUGCACUUUAUUGUGAAAGAACAGGAGCAUUUCAGUUCAUAUGAUUGCCAUAUAAGUCACCGGUGAAUGUCAAAACCAAAUCCAGUUUAUUGCUCACGUCCGUUUUAUUUUUGCCUCAAUGACUCAAAACCAGCUUUUGUAUGGAAUAAAUCUUGUGCCAGCAGGAAGUGAAUUUGAAUUGCUCAGAUUGAAUCUGUAUGUGCAUAAUUUGAAAUUGAAUGCAUUGGUUUGAAA